Messenger RNA from Anthostomella pinea, 375 nucleotides. The record is from the annotation of a GenBank genome assembly. NCBI's taxonomy places the organism in Eukaryota, Fungi, Ascomycota, Sordariomycetes, Xylariales, Xylariaceae.
AUGCACGCACUCAGCCUCCUCGGUCUCCUCUGCACCUCGACACUCGUCGAGCUCGCAACGGCAACGGCCCCCCUCUUCACCGUCAUGGUGGCACCCUUCCCCAACUCCACCAACACGACCAGCGGCACCAACACAACCAGCGGCAGCAACAGCACCGACACGCCCAUCCCAUGCUUCCCCUUUGAGGAUCCCGACUGCUGCAUCGACUAUGCUGUCUGCCAAUGCAAUAACGGCAGCUUCUACACGACCAACCAGCAAUACGGGGCCCGGAGCAUGUGCCACCCGCCUGGCAGCUUCCAGUACGGAGAGGACGUCAGCUCCGUUCCGGGCUUUUGCUGCUUGGACAUAAAGAUGGCACACAAUAUUCUGGCUUAG